Messenger RNA from Acanthochromis polyacanthus (spiny chromis), 2682 nucleotides. RefSeq names its product SPARC-like 1 (gene sparcl1). NCBI's taxonomy places the organism in Eukaryota, Metazoa, Chordata, Actinopteri, Pomacentridae. The record is from RefSeq and is a predicted model, not a curated record. The transcript has 11 exons. Gene Ontology annotation, molecular function: collagen binding; extracellular matrix binding; calcium ion binding. Gene Ontology annotation, biological process: anatomical structure development. Bases 147 to 2078 code for a protein of 643 amino acids.
GAGAGAGAGCACUCACAGCAUGCCAGUUUGUGUGGACAGUGUGUGUGCUGUCUUGAAUACAAAAGGACAUCUUCACAGGUUCAACACAGGCACGUACUGGUGUUUGUGCGGGAUUCUCAUUUUUCUGGAAACUGCCAGCCUCAGGUAUGAGGGCCUGCUUGGUGUUCCUUUGCUUACUGGCAGCGACUCUUGCCCUGUCUGUAAAAAGUAAACCUCAUGGAAAACAUCACAGAUUGCAUAAGACUUUACACACAGCCAAGGAAAAGGAUGUCAUCACAGAGGAAGCCAAUAAGCCUCAGAUCUUGCCUACUUUAGUCACUUUUAUGGCUGUCAGCCAGGAGCAGGAAGAUGAGGAACUGAGUUCCGAAGACAACGCUAACGCUAACAAGGAGGACGAAGAGGUGACCGAAAAGAGAGAGAAAAGCACUGCGGUCCUGCUGAGUGAGGAGGAACUGGUAGACCUGCUGAGGAAAGAGGCAGAAGAAGAGGAAGAAGAAGCAGAAGAAGGAGAGCUGGAGGAAGAAGUGGAGGCUGACAAAGGCCAGGUGGAGUCUAGUGAGGCUGAGGAGAUCACUGGUGAGAAAACUGAGGGGGAGGAGAAGAAGAAGAUGGACAAGUUAGAGGAAGAGGUGAAGGAAGAGAGCGGGAAAGAUGAAGAAGAGGAAGAGGUGGAGAAGAUUCCCCUAGAGAAAGAGCAGAAAGAAUCUACUGGCAAAAUGGCUGACACAGAAGAGCAAGCGGCACUUCUGGAUGAGGCAGAUGGCAGCACAGAAUCAGAGAUCCCAGUCGAUCUCGACUAUGCUGCUGAUAGUGGCCUUUUGCAGCCUCUGCAGAUUGUACCUGCUGAAGUCAAAGCCCACAAUGACACCCAGGCAAAUUCAAAAGCAGAUGUUAAAGAGAAGGAAGAACUGCCGAGCAUUGCUGACGACUAUGAACAAGAAAUGCAAAACACCGAGGCAGCAGACAGCGAGGAAGCGUCUGAUCAGGAAAAAGUCCCUCAGGAAGCAAAAGGCAGUGCAGAGCUUGAAUCAAGGUCUCGGCUGUCUGAGAAGGAGGAAGAGAAGAGCAAGAAUGACAGUGGAAGUCACACCAAGAGAAAGACGAGAAAGCAAAAGAAGAACCAGAGAGAAAAGAAGCAUUCUGCACAGAGGGACGAAACACAAGCUGGGAAAGAGCAGAGCCAGCAGGAUGCUCCGGAGUCUGAUGGCAGCAACAUCGACAACACAGUGCACAAGGCCAAGAGGAGAAGGGCAGGAAAAUGGGGUCCUUUAGUAGGUAUGAAUCCAGUGCAGAUAAGAGCGACAGUAGAUUUGUACCCCAGGUCCAGACCCUCCGCUGAUGAAGGCCUGCAUCCCUCAGAGACCCCUGCUGAUCCAUGUGACAGUUUCCGCUGCAAACGUGGGAAAACGUGUAAACUUGAUGCAGACAAUAAGCCAGGUUGUGUGUGUCAAGAGCCGUCACAGUGUCCUCCCAGCAUGAAUGAAUUUGAUCAUGUUUGUGGGACAGACAACAAAACAUAUGACACCUCAUGUGAACUUUUUGCCACUAAAUGCAAUCUGGAGGGCACUAAGAGAGGACACAGACUGCAUCUGGACUACACUGGGGCAUGCAAAUUGAUACCUGCAUGUGUGGACACUGAGCUGAUCCAGUUUCCUCUGCGUAUGAGGGAUUGGCUGAAAAAUGUGCUGCUGCAGCUGUAUGAGCAUGACUCCGUAUCCCAUGGCUUCCUCACUCCUAAACAGCGCUUUAGAGUAAAGAAAAUCUUUGAGAGCGAGAGGCGCCUUCACGCUGGUGAUCACUCUGUUGAGCUUCUCGCACAGGACUUUGAGAAAAACUACAACAUGUACAUCUACCCAGUACACUGGCAGUUUGCCCAGUUGGACCAGCAUCCAUCUGACAGAUUCUUGUCCCACUCAGAGUUGGCCCCACUCAGGGUUCCUCUGGUGCCGAUGGAGCACUGCACCUCUCGCUUCUUCCAGGAGUGUGACGCCGACAAAGACAAGCAGGUUUCCUUUAAAGAGUGGACCACUUGCUUUGGUAUCAAUAAUGAGGAUAUGGAUGUCAACCUGCUUUUCUGAGCUUUGUUUUGCACCAUGUCAACCAUACGAGCUCGUGGAAGCUGCUCCAGCAUUCCAGCUUGAAACUGAAGCCUCCAUGUACCAAUUGGCUCUUUUUAUUUUUAUAUUUUUUCAGGUCAAAAUGUUAAAAUACACCCUGGCAAAGGAACCCCUUUUACCUCCUGCUGUAAAGAACAGAUGUUGGUAAUCACGGCUGUUAUUUUGUGUCAGGCUAAGCUUGGACAUUUAAGUGGUUCAUCGGUAAUUUAGACUAAGCUGCUAGAAGUGUUUCUUUUUUAGGAUAUAAGUAUGUUUAGCCAGUUUUAUCCAGAAUCUGCUUUCUGAUGCAUUCCAACCUGGGGGGAAAGUUUACAACAGCAUAUUAAUAGAAAAGGCAGCAUGCCGUGCUUUAAAAAAAAACUGUGGUUUGUCUGUUAGAGUGAUUUAGUACAGAAUUACUCUUUAAAUUAUAAAGGUUUAGUAGACCGUUUCAAAUCCUUGUGUUAUACUAGUAAAUGUAAAUCAGUAACUGUGUUGCUUAACUGAGAAACAAAUGCUGUAAAUGUUUGUCUUCUGAUCUUAUAUAUAGUUCUAAUUAAAGUUUUAUGGACAGUAAAAAAAAAGA